This is a messenger RNA of Vigna unguiculata (cowpea), 736 nucleotides long. RefSeq lists its product as uncharacterized. The record is from RefSeq and is a predicted model, not a curated record. NCBI's taxonomy places the organism in Eukaryota, Viridiplantae, Streptophyta, Magnoliopsida, Fabales, Fabaceae.
AAAACAUUUUCACAUUUCUCCACGAAACUGAAACUCUUGUUAUUCUCUUCCUUUUCGGCAAUGGACUCGACGAAGCAACAAGCGCAGAAGUUUCUGGUGACGGUGACGGCGGUGCUGGCGGUGCUCGCGAAGCGAGCAAGCCGGCUGCCGCGGAAGCUGAAGGCGGCGGCGCCGCCGAAGGAUGAGUGGAGGAUCGAACUGCGAUCACCGAAGAAGCUUCUGAGCAACAUAGGCGGCAAAACGCUGCCGUUUCUGCCGAAGAAGAGCAAGAAGAAGCGCGGCGAGAAGGAUUGGGGGAACGGCGGGGUGUGGCAGAAGACGAUUCUGAUGGGGGACAAGUGCGAGCCGUUGGAUUUCUCGGGCGUAAUCUAUUACGAUAGUAACGGGAAACAGGUGAACGAGAUGCCUUUAAGGUCGCCACGCUCAAGUCCCGUGCCCGGGUAUUACUUCAUCCGCCACCGGGAACACCGCGACCACCACCCCUGAACUCUCUCUCCGCCGCCGUGUGCAUGUUCGGUCGCCGCCGUUUGCUUUUUGAUGUGGGAUCGAAAAAUUGUAUAGAACAUCUGAAAGUUAGAGAUUUGGAUGUUUAUUGUUUAGAUAAAUAAUCUAGUCUCUUUUAAACUAUGUUUUAGAUUUAAGUUUCUUCUCUUUGCCAUGAAAAAGGUGGGUGAAUGAAAUUUUCACAACUCUUUUCUUUGUUAUUAAUGAUAAUGAUCUUGGUUAGUCUUUGUUA